Messenger RNA from Miniopterus natalensis, 763 nucleotides. The record is from RefSeq and is a predicted model, not a curated record. NCBI's taxonomy places the organism in Eukaryota, Metazoa, Chordata, Mammalia, Chiroptera, Miniopteridae.
CCUGCCCCUCGCCCGCCAGGCAUCGAGGAGCUGUGCCAGAAGCGGGAGGAGCUGUGCCGGCAGAUCCAGCAGGAGGAGGAGGAGAAGCAGCGGCUGCAGAACGAGGUGAGGCAGCUGACCGAGAAGCUGGCCAGAGUCAACGAGAACCUAGCCCGCAAAAUCGCCUCUCGGAAUGAGUUCGACCGGACCAUCGCGGAGACGGAGGCCGCCUACCUCAAGAUCCUGGAGAGCUCGCAGACUCUGCUUAGUGUCCUGAAGAGGGAAGCUGGGAACCUGACCAAGGCCACAGCUUCAGAGCAGAAGACUAGUGGAGGCAAGGACAGUUGACAAGGCCUCUGGUGGGAAGAGGCCUGUCUCCACUGCACCUGUCAGCUGUUUGAUCCUCAGCAAGUCUAUCUUCAAAGUGUCUUUGUUCAUGGCAGCAUCUGCCUUCAAGAGGCAGCUGCCAACCUCCACUGCCCCCUGCUGACAAGAAAAGCCCUGGGUGCAGCCUACCAGGUGGGAGGGUCCUAGCCAUGCACUCACCACACAGGCAGUGGGGAGGGUGGGCUCUGGGUCAGUUCUGCUCGGGGCCUGUCUGAAGCCCCCACACACCCCUGGGCUGCAGGAAGGCCCUGCUUCUGGCCUCAGCAUCCAUGGGAGGUCCCUCACGCUCCUUUGCCAGCAGGUGCCCAGGCCGGGCGAAUGGGCAGGGAGGGCCCUCCUCACUUCAGAGCUUGCUCUAGUGACCUGUGACUGUCAAUAAAUGUUGUUUUUAUGAAGA